AUGAUUUAUGUUUUUUUUUUUGCUUUUGAAUUUGUUCAGAAUGGAAAUCAAACUUCAGAAAAUUAUCAUAAUGAUGAUCGAUAUUAUAUUUAUUUCUUUGCUUUGGCUGGUCUUCAAGUUGUUUUUGUAUUAAUUUUUAUGGGAUGUAAUCAAAGAUUUAAAAUACUUAAAAUACCAAAUCAUCGUUUUAAUACACGUCAUUUUAUAUUGCCAAAUUCGGAUUCAUCAAAUGGUUAA
Messenger RNA from Rotaria sordida, 237 nucleotides. The record is from the annotation of a GenBank genome assembly. NCBI's taxonomy places the organism in Eukaryota, Metazoa, Rotifera, Eurotatoria, Philodinida, Philodinidae.